Molecule: messenger RNA, 933 nt
Organism: Fraxinus pennsylvanica
Lineage: Eukaryota; Viridiplantae; Streptophyta; Magnoliopsida; Lamiales; Oleaceae
Source: the annotation of a GenBank genome assembly
AUGUCAGAGUUCGAGGGAGGAGCCGCCGCCGCCAAGGUAACGUCAAUAUUCAUAUACCCGAUCAAAUCAUGCCGUGGAAUUUCUCUUUCUCAAGCACCUAUCUCUUCCACUGGUUUUCGCUGGGAUCGGCGGUGGUUAGUGGUGAAUUCUAAAGGCAGGGCAUAUACUCAAAGAGUUGAGCCAAAGCUUGCUCUAGUUGAAGUGGAACUCCCAAAAGAGGCGUUUUCAGAGGGAUGGGAACCGAAUAAUAAUUCAUAUUUAGUGAUAACGGCUCCUGGCAUGGAUAUGCUGAAGAUUCCAUUAGCUAUACCAUCUGAAACAGCAGAUGGUGUCUCAGUGUGGGAGUGGUGUGGCUCUGCAUUGGAUGAAGGGGCUGAUGCAUCAAACUGGUUUUCCAAAUAUCUUGGGAAGCCAAGCAGGCUUGUGUGCUUUAAUGAAGCAUCAGAAAUUAGGGCUGUGGACCCUGAUUAUGCCAGUGGAUACAAAGUUAUGUUUUCUGACGGGUAUCCAUUCCUCUUGCUAUCUCAGGGAUCAAUGGAUGCGUUAAAUGCUCUUCUCAAGGAGCCUAUACCAGUUAACCGUUUCAGACCCAAUAUCCUAGUUGAUGGAUGUGAACCAUUUUCUGAGGAUUUAUGGACCGAGAUCAAGAUAAGCAAUUUAGUUUUCCAUGGUGUCAAACUAUGUGAUCGUUGUAAGGUACCCACAAUCAAUCAAGAAACUACAGUAGCAGGUCCUGAGCCUACUGAGACUCUCAGGAAAUUCCGUUCUGAUGAACUCUUAUUUCCAAAUAAGAAACAACAGAAGAAGGUAUAUUUCGGACAGAAUUUGAUAUGUGCUGAUUCACUCGCUCAAGGAACGGAAAAGACUAUCAAAGUGGGAGAUCCCAUUUUAGUUGUCAAAGCCGUGUCGUCCCCAGCUGAUGCACCAGCUUGA